Messenger RNA from Galdieria sulphuraria, 612 nucleotides. RefSeq lists its product as uncharacterized. The transcript has a single exon. The record is from RefSeq and is a predicted model, not a curated record. NCBI's taxonomy places the organism in Eukaryota, Rhodophyta, Bangiophyceae, Galdieriales, Galdieriaceae. The annotation marks the transcript as partial.
GAGCCGAGAACAAAACACUUGGAGGAGGACAAAGGAGUUGGAAAGAGUGUAUGUUUUAUUGUUCGAGCGGUUGCUUUAUUUGGUGAUUGGUAAAACUGAUCUCUUUGACACUUCUAGACUCACAAUGACAACAGAGAGAAAGCAGGAAUAUUUUCUUGCUUGUCAUAACUAGAAACUUUCUUUUACAAUAGACAAGAAAUAGUUUUCUAUGAGUUUUUGUGGUAAAUUAGAUUGAUGGGUACUCUUUCUAUGGCUUGUAUACUGUAAGAGAGUUUUUCUACUAUCUUCCACACCAUCUUACACGCAAACUCCUAUAUACAUGUCGAAUAAGAUACAAACCUUUUGUAAGUUACAGACGAAAUACAGUGGGAAACAGAGAAUUGCAAUGAAUUGGAAGUCUGUUAGUUUGUAACCGUUCGUAGCAGUCUAUAAAUACAAAAAUAUCUAAAUGAGUUUGGAGAAGAGUAUAAUGAAGAUUGUCAUACUGACUUAUCAUUAAAUACAAGCCAUUAUUGAUAUAAUAGCUACACAAGUUGUCUAUCCUUUGUUCGACUUUUACAAAGUUGUGAAUAUGUCUUAUAUAAAAACAUCAAUAAAGGCUUCAAAUGUAGU